This is a messenger RNA of Leptonychotes weddellii (Weddell seal), 1209 nucleotides long. The record is from RefSeq and is a predicted model, not a curated record. Lineage: Eukaryota; Metazoa; Chordata; Mammalia; Carnivora; Phocidae.
AUGUCUACCUCUGCUGGUUACGGCCACAUCUACCCUGUCACCAGGCUCGGCAAAUACUUGUGCAUGCUCUACGCCCUCUUUGGCAUCCCGCUGAUGUUCCUAGUCCUCACGGACACGGGUGACAUCCUGGCCACCAUCCUGUCCACGUCCUAUCAUCGGUUCCAAAAACUCCCAUUCUUCCCACCUCCCCUCCCCUCCUGGUGCUCCCAGCUGCUCUGCAGAAAGCCGGCCACCAAGCCCGUGGGCGAGGUUGUUCCGAGGAUCGUCAUAGAUGCCCAAGAGCUUCCGGGCCCCAGCCCUGGCCCGUGUCCAUCCACCCCAGGCAGAAACACGGAUCUGUUCGAGAGACUUCUUGCACGAGAGAAGCAGAACACGCUGCACCUGCCCCCGCGGGCCGUGGAGAGGAGUAACUCGUGUCCCGAGCUGGUGUCGGGGAGGCUCUCCUACUCGCUCAUCAGCAAUCUGGACCAGGAGGGACGGCAGGUGGAGAAGCUGGACGUGCCCCUCUCGGUCAUCGCCCUCCUUGUGUUCGCCUACAUCUCCUGUGCGGCCGCCAUCCUCCCCAUCUGGGAGAAGAAGCUGGACUUUGAGAACGCCUUCUAUUUCUGCUUCGUCACACUGACCACCAUUGGGUUCGGGGAUACCGUUUUAGAACACCCCCACUUCUUCUUGUUCUUCUCCAUUUAUAUCAUCAUUGGGAUGGAGAUCAUGUGCAUCGCUUUCAAGUUGGUGCAAAACAGGCUGAUUCACAUCUACAAAAAUCUCAUGCUGUUCUUUGCAAAAGGGGUAUUUUACCACCGUGGUAAAAAGUGAAAUCUCCACCAUCUCUUGUGUGACAAACACCAGCUGAGCUGGUUUCCUCGUGUUGUCUUUUGGGAGCCAGGGUAGUUGGAACUGGUGUCCCUGCAGCCUGUCCCCUGAGACCUUGGGGCUUAGAGACAAAUCCUGCAUGAGGGCUGAUUUUGGUCCUGAGGCCCUGCAGAAACGUGGCUAAUGCCCUUCAUAUCAAGACGUCAGAAAAAAACUAUCACCAUCCUCCAAAGCCCGGUUAAUUGGAGCCCCGCCUUCAUUUUUCAAACCUCCCACCUGAUGUAGAUGAAAGCACCUUAUGAAUGUCACAGCUUUUCUUGAGUCACCAGAAAAAAAAUUACCAUUGCUCUUGCAAUUUGUACUUUCAGCUCAAUUAACAUCUUCCCGAGCUACUCCCUG